AUGUAUCAACCACCCACUCCCACUUCUGCCAAAAAGCAUUCUGUUCACACAAAUGCACCAUCCAUCCAAGGGACUUCUUCGGUGAUGCAAGUGGAUUUGCACGAAGGCACUGUUGAUGCAAAGGAAAUGCAAAAUGGAGAAAUUCUACAAGCACAAUCCAUCAUGCGCCACUCCCAGAAAAUGGAAGAUGACCUACGUACAUUAGGGACAAAAAUUAAGCAGCAUGAAAACAACUUAAAUCACUUAAACUCUGAAAAAAGCAAAUUAGACGACUCCAUUCUUCAUUUGCAAGUUACUAUUGGGGAAUCGGAGUUUUUAAGUAAGACCACAACUAGUGAUAUGGACAAUCUCCCUUCUACAAAUGAUGAGGAAGUAGAUAAACAAAUAUUGCAACAUGAAAAAUCUGCUGCUGGUGUUUUGUGCCAGCUGAAGAUUCGUCAUGGAGCUCAGCCUUCUCAUCUUACAACGACAAAGGAUGUUGUAGGUAUUGUUGCUACACUGGGCAAAGUUGAGGAUGACAAUCUUAGCAGGCUUUUCUCAGAGUAUCUGGGAGUGGAGACUAUGCUGGCAAUUGUUUGUAAAACUUAUGAAGGGGUUAAAGCACUUGAAAUGUAUGAAAAGAACGGCUGCAUAAAUAAAAGUUGUGGUCUUCAUGGGCUAGGUGCCUCAAUCGGAAGGGUUGUGGAUGGUCGAUUUCUAGUGAUAUGUCUUGAAUCUCUGAGGCCUUAUGCUGGUAAUCACGUGAUGGAUGAUGCACAACGGAAGUUGGAUAUUUUAAACCCAAGAUUGCCCAAUGGGGAGUGUCCAGCUGGAUUUCUUGGCUUUGCAGUGAAUAUGAUUAAUGUAGACAGCUCAAACCUAUUUUGUGUAACUCCGAAUGGUUAUGGCCUCAGAGAAACUCUGUUUUAUAAUCUCUUUUCUCGUCUACAAGUAUAUAAGACAAGGGCUGAAAUGAUACAAGCACUUCCAUGCAUAACUGAUGGAGCUCUUUCUUUAGAUGGAGGAAUGGUUAGGAGUUGUGGUGUAUUUACCUUGGGCAAUAGGGAAGAUAUUGAUUUGAGAUUCCCCCGGCCGGAAAGAUCAAUGGAGCUUGAUAACCAUAACAUUGAAAUUGCGAGACAGUUGAAGGAAGUCAGGUGGAAGAAAGAAAAGAUUCUGGAGGAAUUAAAAAGGGAGCAGACGUUGCUGGACAUGACGAGGUCCAAUUUCAACAAAAAGAAGGGUGAAUAUCUUAAGUUUUUGGCGCAAAGUUCAUCAAAUGCAACUCAGGUAAUCCAUCUGUAA
Molecule: messenger RNA, 1284 nt
Organism: Sphenostylis stenocarpa
Lineage: Eukaryota; Viridiplantae; Streptophyta; Magnoliopsida; Fabales; Fabaceae
Source: the annotation of a GenBank genome assembly